UCUUAAAGGGGGUAAAAAAAAGGACCCCGCCAUUUGACAAAAACCACAAUUUAUGAUGGUUCCUUCCUUUGCCACGCCUUUGACGCAGCUGACAUUUAAAACGAGGAGUUUCUCUCUCGCAGACAGAUCCCAAGGAGCCCAUCAGAAAACUCUUCCAUUGUUCCAGAGGCUGGAGAAAUGGAGGAGGCCUUUCUACCAAGUCCUGAAAGCCUACGAAAACGCCUCCGUGUUGCUCCCCGCCUUCUACAACACCCACAACACCGACGUCUCCUUCAGGGUCAGGUACGUCCUGGAUGACUUUGAAUCCAAGAAGGCCGUUUACUUUUUCCACCCGAGAUAUCUCACAAACGUUUCCCGCUACUGGCUGACUCAAGGGGUACGGGCCAAGCGCAUCACCACGGGGUUGAUUCUAGUGACGGCCGCCUUGGAGCUGUGCGAAGAGGUGCACCUCUUUGGAUUUUGGGGUUUCCCCAUGAACCCCUCAGGGAUAUUCGUAACUCACCAUUACUACGACAACGUCAAACCUCGGCCCGGGUUCCAUGCCAUGCCUUCAGAGAUGUUCAACUUCCUCCGCCUGCACAGCAGAGGGAUUUUAAGAGUCCACACGGACGCCUGCAACGACUCCUGAUCCAGUUCAACGGACAAUUGGGGCAUGUUGGCCACAUGACCACAGAAGUGUCUUCGGACAACGUUGGCUCCCUCGGCGAAGAUACGGAGAUGGGGAACACCCUCUAGAGUUGGGUAUGACCGGACAGGGAAACCUUUACCUUUUAAUCAGUGUGCCGGGCAGUCACAAGAUACAAAGGCAGAAGAUGACAAUUCUUUUGGUGCAGGUGUAUUUUUUUAGACCCACAAAAUCUGCAGUGAUGGGACAACAGGAUUAUAAUCAGAGGGGGCAUUCAGCCGGUUCAUGCAAACAGGUAGCGGCGACUUCAUGCGACCCAUACGUAAUGCCGUCCUAUUUAGCCAUGUUUUCGCGCGCGCAGCGAACUGGUGGCAAGAAUAUGUGAAACCCACCAUUGAUUAUAAUGUCAUGGAAAGUCGGAGAGGCAAAUAUUAGGAGCAGGAGGUGGCUGAUCCAGCAUACGGCAUCUUUAAUUUCUUUUUUGAAAUGGGAUGGGAAUUACAUGCUGAAUUUUCCAUGCGUUGCAGUUGGACUUUAGCAAUCUACAUCUCAGGGAACCUGAAGGUUCACACGCUCACCUUGCUUCAAGUGGGAAUAGCCAUUACAUGAAAAAGAAAGUGUUUUAUUUCAUUAUUGUUAAAAACCAUUUCACCUAAUUAAAUGUGUGGUUCAGUAGUGGGACAGUAUUUCUCUCCGUCUCAGACAGAGGAAGCCACAUUUCUCUACAAUUCUCUGAAGUUAAAAAUAGACAGAAAUCCCCCAUAUUGGAAUGUCUAUGAACUAUUUCAAACUUUGGAAAACUAUGCAGAAAUGUGGCUUCCUUUGUAAUGGCGUGGACAGAAUACUUGUCUGCUUUCGGAAGGAAAAUGGUCAAUAGUAGAAUAAUAAAAAUAAAAGAUAUAUAUAUGUAUAUUUUGUAGUUUUUAUGCAGUAAAGUUGAGCCAUGUUGCGGAGGUAGCAGUAGAUGUACCGUAGUACUUAGGUUUACACAGAUAUGUGCCAAAGUUCAUAAGCAUAUGUGUGACAAGACUCUGUAUGUGUUCUGUUAAAUAUUUUCAUGGAACCAACAUACAGGUAGUCCUCGACUUACGACCAGCAGAAUUUCCAUUGCUAGGCAAGGCAGUUCUGGAGUGGUGCGGUGGCCUAGAGGUGGAGCUCUCGCCUCACAAGCAGGAGGCUGUGAGUUCGAUCCUAGGUCGAGGCAGAUUUUUCUCUCUCUGGCCACACUGAGAAUGUAUCUGCUGAACGAAACUCCGCAUUGGCGACAGGAAGGGCAUCCGGCCAUUAAAACACUCCGCUAGCUCCAUUCAGUUGCCCAGACUCCACCCCGCAAGGGAUUAUGGGGUCGUUAAAAAGAAGCUGAUGAUGAGGCAAGGCAGUUCUUCAAUAAGUUGACUUUGUAAAUAUACAAAUAGAAUGAGACUAUUGCCUUACACACUGUAAGCCGCCCUGAGUCUUCGGAGAAGGGCGGGAUAUAAAUGUAAAAAAAAAAAAUUUUACGAACUUUUUUUGCCAUUGGUUGUUAAGCGAAUCACUUCAGUUGUUAAGUGAAUCGUAUGAUUGUUAAGCAAAUCCAGCUUCCCCGAUCAACUUUGCUUGUCAGAAACAGGCUGGGAAGGUCACAAAUGGCGAUCACAUGACUCCUGGACGAUGCAGCAAUCAUAAAUACUUACCAGUUGCCCUAAAUUUUGCUCACCUGAUCAUGGGCUAUUGCAAUAAGUGCAAGAACUAGUUGUAAGUCGCUUUUUAAGUGCUGCUGUAAUUUUGAACAGCCGCUAAAUGAAUGGGGAGGGGCUACCUGCCUGUACAACAGAAUGCAAUCCAUUUCUUGAAAACAAUCAGGAACCUUUCUAAAGCUGUCUGUAGCUGCUAUGCAGAGGUUACCUAUCAGAAGUAUUGAAGCCAGCUUACGGUAGAAUAGAAACGGGGAAAAAGAAAUCUUAAAAUAGAAUGCGCUAAUGCAUCUGCAGCAACCAUCUUUUGAAAAGACCCACUGAAACAACAUUCAUCCAUUGGCCCGUUCAAAAGCAGAUAAGGAAUCAGAAUCAAGCUGGAAGGGAGCUUAGAGGUCUUCUAGUCCAGCCCCCUACUCAACCCUAUACCAUUCCAGACAAGUGGUUGGCCAGUCUCUUCUUAAAAACCUCCAGUGAUGGAGCACCCAUGACUUCUGGAGGCAACUUCUGUUCCACUGGUUAAUUGUCCUCACUGUUAGGAAGUUUCUCCUUAAUUCUAUUCUAUUCUCCUUAAUUCCAGGUUGCUUGGUUAAUUUCCAUCCAUUUUCCCAAAGGUGCUUUUUCAAGAGGACUUUCCGGCUUUUCUUUGAAGAUGUUUCACUUCUCCUCCAAGAAGCUUCUUCAGCUCUGGCUGGAUGGUGGGGAAUGGAUGGUUUUAUACUCUUUGCAGACAGCUGGUCAUUUGCAUUCUUUUAGAGAGAGAUUGAAGCUACUUGGAAGGUUUAUCUGUGUCCUCAGGGUCACCUGAGUGAUGCAAAUAGGUGCGGAGCCUUCUUGGAACUGUUGAAAGGACUGUGUUAUAGACUGUUAGAUAGAAGAUAUAAUUUUUUUAUUGGCCAAGUGUGAUUGGACACACAAGGUAUUUGUCUUGGUGCAUACCCUCUCAGCGUACAUAAAAGAAAAGAUACGUUCAUCAAGAAUCAUAAGGUACAACACUUCAUGAUAGUCAUAGGGUACAAAUAAGCAGGAAACAAUAUCAAUAUAAAUCGUAAGGAUACAAGCAACAAGGUUACAGUCAUUCAGUCAUAAGUGGAAAGAGAUGGGUGGUGGGAACGAUGAGAAGGUUAAUAGUAGUGCAGACUUAGCGAAUAGUUUGACAGUGUUGAAGGAAUUAUUUGUUUAGCAGAGUGAUGGCGUUUGGGAAAAAACUGUUCUUGUGUCUAGUUGUUCUGGUGUGCAGUGCUCUAUAGCGUUGUUUUGAGGGUAGGAGUUGAAACAAUUUAUGUCCAGGAUGUGAGGGGUGCAGUAUACAGGUCCUCCAUGGAAGGCAGAUUGGUAGCCAUUGUUUUUUCUGCAGUUCUAAUGAUUCUCCGAAGUCUGUGUCUGUCUUGGAGAUACAUGAUGUCGUAUCCCUCCCCCUCUGUUGAGGGAGGGCUGUUCAAUUCUAACCUAGAUGGCCUCUUUGACCCCACUUUCAAACCAGCGAUCCUCUCUAUCCAAAAUGUGGAUUUUGCUGCCUUCAAAAAAGUGGCCUUUGUCAUUUAAAUGCAGAUGGACUGCUGAAUCUAGUCCUGAUGGGUUUGUUCUCCAUCCAUUAUUUCUUGUCCUGCCCUCUUGUGCUUUGGAAAAUAAAUUGAACCCCCAUCCUCUUUGUGGCAGCCCCUCAAAUACUGGAACACUGCUGUCAUGUUCCUCCCCCUCCCCCCAGUCCUUCUUUUAUCUAGACCCAUGAUGGCGAACCUAUGGCAUGCGUGUCAUGGGUGGCACGCGGAGCUAUAGCAGUGGGCACGCAAGCUCAGCUCCGCUAGCUGAUUUUUGGGCCUUCUGGGCCCACCGGAAGUAGGGAAACAGGCUGUUUCCUGCCUCCGGAGGGCUUCCGGGGGUGGGAAAGGAAGACCGUUUUUGCCCUCCCCAGGCUCCUAGAGAGGCUCUGGAGCCUGGGGAGAGCAAAAAACGGAUCUACCAGGCCCACCGUGCCAUAACAUGCCAAAAAUGGUGGGAGCGGGGGGGAGGGGGUGGCGCGUGCAUGCGCAGGGGGCAUAGAAUUAUGAAUGUGGGCACACGCGCGCACAAACCCCCCCCAGUCCCCCCACUUUUGGCACGCGAUGGCAAAAAGGUUAGCCACCAUUGAUCUAGACUAACCUCUUCCACUAGGAGUGGAACCAAUCUGAGUUGUUAAGGAAGCUCCUUCUGUAUCUGUGGUGCCAGCGUAGCUAAGAUAUUAGCUUGGGGUACUCACUUCAACCUUUGGCUGAUCGACCAUUGUGAACGUGUGCAGGUUCUCCCACCUGCGUCUGUUUCAUGAGCACAUCUAACUUUCUCUGAAGCACAAGCAGGUAACAAGUAUUGAAGAAUAAGUGAAUAAGAAUAAGAAUUCCAAGUUCAACACUUUAAAGUCACAGGACAUGAUAUUGACUUUAAAAAGACCAGAACUAUCGCCAAAACUGAACACUUUAACAACAGAAUAAUCAGAGAAGCCAUUGAGAUAGAAAAACGCCCACACAGCAUGAACAAACGAGAUGACACCUCCCGCCUACCAGCCAUUUGGAAACCCGCCCUUAUUGACAAACGAGUCCCUAACACGAGGAAUGACACCAGACCCACACUCACAAGGUCCACACAGGAUGUCACCACCGCACAUCCACCCAGAAAGCAGACCCAAACCCACACUGAUCAUGAAGCACGACCAAGGACCAGAAGCCAGACCGCAGCUGCAACAUUAGCCAUUUCAAACCCCUCCAAUCCAUUCAUGCAGCAGACUGACACUCACUAUGAAGAUGUAGCACGACCACAAAGCCAAACAACAGCUAUGCAGCUCACCAGCUCAAAUCCCCCUGCAGCACAGACUAGACUGAGCACAACCAAGCCCCCACCAACACAGGACACACACCCAUCCAAUCAGAGCACAGAAAAACCCCCAUCCAAUCAGAGCACAGCCAAGCUCCCACCCAAUCAGUUCAAACCCCCACUAGCAG
This is a messenger RNA of Ahaetulla prasina, 5273 nucleotides long. RefSeq names its product alpha-2,8-sialyltransferase 8E-like. The record is from RefSeq and is a predicted model, not a curated record. The transcript is spliced from 3 exons. Gene Ontology annotation, biological process: N-glycan processing; oligosaccharide metabolic process. Lineage: Eukaryota; Metazoa; Chordata; Lepidosauria; Squamata; Colubridae. Gene Ontology annotation, molecular function: alpha-N-acetylneuraminate alpha-2,8-sialyltransferase activity. Bases 53 to 628 code for a protein of 191 amino acids.